AUGGCACCGAGCGCUCGAGAUGGGAAGUCCGCCUCCAGCGCAUUGUCCAGUGUGUUUGCGGAAAUAUCCCAGCUGCGUACGCGCGAAGCCACGGACAUCACACCGUCAGGCUUCGUUGUUGUCACGAGCGCGAGCUUUUGGAUGGACAUCUUCAUCCGACACUUUUUGUGCGCCGAAGGCUCGGACCAGCAUGACGACCUCGUGUUCUUUGUGAAAAAGACAGCAUGCAAGGCGUCCCGACGCUACGUCCCACGACUGGAGACCACCGUGCAGGUUUUUCGUCGAAAUUCCAAGAAGCUUCCCAUAGCAGACUUGGAUCUUCACUGGGAGGAGACGGUCUACCUGAACCUUAUCGUUCAGCAGCUCGAGUACACGCUAACGGCAGCAGCGUGUCUGCGUACGGGAAACCAGCAUCUGCAGGUGCUGCGGCGACGUUCUCAGCGUGUGUAUGCGUCCCCCACACGUCACAGCAUGGAGGACAAGGGAGACACCGAAGAAGUGGCUUACCCAGACAUCUUCUUCGCUGUUGACAACUAUGAGGAGGCCUUCCAAGGUCUGAACCUGCGGCCGGGCGAGUUGCUCUGCGUGGAGCUCUGUGCCCGUUGUCGUGAUGGCCCCCAGGCAGCAUUGCUGUUUUUAGGAUGUGUGGCACACGAGCCCCUGGCGCGGACUCUAGCCCGUGCCGAUGCCUCGUCAUCUACGACACCGCGAGGUCGAUGUCACUUCGUGUCUCUGAGGGGACCCCAAGGCAGGGGCCAGGCACAGGUGGCCCUCAGGAGGGCGACGACCGCACCCUCACAGGAGUGGCCUUGCAGUCCAUGGCGCCGAAGUUCAGAGCCUGGCCUGGUGCCGCCACCAAAUCCAGGAUCGCUGUACCGGUGUCGAUCGGAACGGCAGGGCAUUGACCAGUGCGGAACUGGCGAAGAACUCGAAGCCGACGACCUCAGAGAUGCUCUUUGCGGAGAAGACUGCGUGCCCGUCGGCGGCAACAGGAACGAGGGCCUCUUGGACACCAUGUUGACAUACGUGGCAUUACCGUGGCACCACAUUGUGGCCGAUCUACUGGACGUACGACGCGAGCCCCUGCUUACCUUCUAGCCUCUGCCCAUCUUGCAGGCGUUGAAGACUAGUCGAUUGCAUUUUUCUUGUCCAAGACUGCAACUGCGCCCUCAUCGCAUCCUCUGGAUCAAAUGCAGCCAGCUGGGGGCCAUCGACGCACAAGGAUAGAAAUUAUGGCGAGUCUAGAGAGAGAAAAACUGCAUGUUUUUCAAUCUCGUGCUCCACGAUGUGUUGCAGACAUUGCAUUUUGAGGCCUUGCAGUAGGCACGAAAGCAGGGAUAGAAUAUUAGUCACGCACACCACGUCAAAAUUAGCUGUUGGCAAAUGACGCUCGUGCACUCCAUUUUCUGCGCUGCUCGAAUGGUCUGCAGGCAGGAGUUUACUGCUCUGUUACAGUUCUGAGUAAGCAUUGUUCAAGAACUACAGUUGUCUCAACAUUGUCAGUCGGCUGAGGUUGUCAGUGAGCCUAUUAUGUGAGACAUAGGAUCACCAGAUUAGGUACUUGGUAUCAUAGUACAAUUAUGAUACUCAUGAACACAGAGACACAGAGCUAAGAAUUUAGGCUCUGUUCCCUGUGGGCUGCACUGUUGAGAUCCUUUGAAGCUUCAGAAAGAUCAACUUACCCACAUUUCUGCUGUAAAAUUGAACAUUGUUGUCACCCAUUAUUUUAAUUUAAUUAUUUAUGCUGCAAUCAUGAUCAUGUGUUGUCUCUCGUGAUCACGAUUUACUCGUUCAGCUAGUGCAUGUCAUCCUAAUGAAGUGCAACAAGCUAGCCUCUUUAAUUUCAUCUAUGAACAAAUAUAUGGCACAUUCAGCGGAUUGUUUCUUAGCGGUGCCACGAAUUUUCAAAGUUGGUAAGUCGUCCGUAUAUUGACAAUAAGCACACUCUUGUAUAGCAGUUUGAACAAGGUCAGAAUAACGCUACUAGAAUCUAGCACUGCUGUUGCCUGUAAAGUCUAAUGCUGUAAUACAGAAAAUCAGAGUGUGGUGACAGCAAUCUCAAAGGGCUUGCUGUAUCUUUUAUUAUUUAUUUACUAAUUAAGGUGUUUGUAGUGUGCUGCAUGCUGUCCCCAACAAUAUGAAGCAUGACUAGCUUUUGCCAAAGCUCCGGUGCGCUCGGAUGUCGCGGCCUAAACCGAUAGGCAUCUCGUGCAUGUACUUCGCAAUAUGCAGCUAAAAUGAAGAUGUCUUGGCAGCAGGUGCGUCAGACAUCACAUUCAUGGGGAGAUCAUUUGCUGCACUUUGUGUGUGUGCCACAUUCUGAAAAAUGACUUUAAUAUAUUAUUUGCAUUAUAAUGACAUACGUAUUAUUUUUUACUUGAUGCAUGUCCUUUUUUUAUUUUUGCUCUUUACAGCAUAUAAAUUGAUAGUCUUGCAUACAUGGCUUGCCAUGACUUCAAAGCAUGCGCCUCACUGUGAGGUUACUAAAAAUUUUUAAAUAUUUGUUUAGUUUUGGUGCUGCAAACCAUCUACAAACAAAUAUGCAGCUGCAUGGAAUCACAGUGCUGGUUGGGCAGCAUUACAGUAAUUCUGGGCUGUGAAGGUAUGUUGUCUCUUACGCGAUUCCGUCCAUUUAUGAAGUGCUCACUACAUAACUUGUAAGUAACGCUGCUGCAAUAUAAACUGUGCUUCUGUCAGCAGUAGUGCUUAUUGAUUGAUUCGUACCUAUAACCACGGCCACCUCGAUCGGGGCGCGCGGCGGUGUUGCUCCGGCCGUCCCAUUCGGACGGAGGAGGCGUAAUUGCAGAAAGGGGCGUGGCCGCUGCUUUCGCCGCACCGCGGUGCGCGCCUACUACCCCUCCAUUCCUUUGCUAUCUAUGCAGGAAGGUUUGCAGCACCUUGAAAAUAUCGCUGUAUAGUAACCGUGGGUUAGCAUACCACCUCCCUCACCCUCACAAAACGCACAUAAAAGAAUGGAUGGCGGCUAUCGCUAUAUUCUUUAUUUUUGUGUGUGUGUGCACCAGUCCCUGUCGUGAUAAUGGUGCUCGAAGCGAACACACCCGUGAGCCAGUUUAAAAAAAAAAUUGUUUUGCUGUUCUUCAAGUGCAGCAUAUCAGAAUUAGGAG
Messenger RNA from Rhipicephalus microplus (southern cattle tick), 3125 nucleotides. RefSeq lists its product as uncharacterized. Lineage: Eukaryota; Metazoa; Arthropoda; Arachnida; Ixodida; Ixodidae. The record is from RefSeq and is a predicted model, not a curated record.